AUGGUGGCCAACGUUGUAAAUGACGGUGCCGUCAUUCUCAAGCGCCAGAAGGCACGAACUCGAAAGUUUUCGGAUGUGCGCGGGAUUGUAGUCAUGUUCAUUGAGGCUAAGCGCUUGAAGCAUGACAUGACUCCUGGAGAGCGGUAUGGGCAGCUGGCGGGUGAGGCCCUUUGGACGGCGCAGCACAACCUUGAAGGCGUAGGGAGCGGAGACCAAGAGGUCUUCGGGGUGGUAAAAACUCACAGAAAUGCGCACAUCUUUCACGGCGUCUUCAAAGAAUCAUACCUGCGGAAUGCUCCCAGCGCAUUGUCACCGAAUGAUUCUGCCACACUCAAAAUCAGCCGCAGUUUCGAUUUGGCCAAUACCGGGGAGAGGCUGGAGUUCGUUGCCCAGUUGCUGGGCGUUCUCCACUACGUGAAAUCCGGGAAUUCCUUCGUCGGAAAAAUGAGGGGUGCCGGCCUACCCGUGAGAAUAUAA
Molecule: messenger RNA, 477 nt
Organism: Fimicolochytrium jonesii
Lineage: Eukaryota; Fungi; Chytridiomycota; Chytridiomycetes; Spizellomycetales; Powellomycetaceae
Exons: 3
Coding region: 1-477 (158 amino acids)
Source: RefSeq, a predicted model, not a curated record